AUGAAAUCGCUGCACCUUCAAAGCCUCAUGCUUGUGGCGGUCAUCGGCACGUGUGUCGGCAGGCUGCGCAUCAAGGGUCGGUUGCAAUGCGGAAGAGAAAGAGAAAAGCACGCCCCCAUUAAACUGUACGGCCAAAGUGAGUUUGACGCGUCCAAGUGCCAACAGAUGAUCGCCGAGACGCAGACGAAACACAACGGAGUUUACGACCUCGUUGUGUCCAACGUGACCUUCUCGCAGUACUCCAACUACUUUCUCACCGUCAAUUACAGCUGUGAUGCGAAGAGCUCCGGAAGAAUGCUGUGGAUCCUGUUUCUGCCGAAAGAUCUGCCAGACCACAAGCUGUUUUUCGUUGGAGCCUGGAAUUUGCGGGUCAGACCCGGGCCUCUGACGUUGAACCCUGACAUCGUGUCUGAAUGCAGUGAGGGCGACGUUCAUCCGGUACCGAAAACGAAAGAGACGACGGAUAAGAAUAAUACGAAGGGCGCGAAGGGCACCAAGGAGACUAAAGAGUCACCGAAGAAGGUCGGCAAAAGAGAAGGGCCGAAAUCCAAAAAGGAAAGCAGUAAAAACAGUAACGACACCUCUGCCGAUGAUUAUGUUCAGAAGACGUAA
Messenger RNA from Soboliphyme baturini, 612 nucleotides. The record is from the annotation of a GenBank genome assembly. Lineage: Eukaryota; Metazoa; Nematoda; Enoplea; Dioctophymatida; Soboliphymatidae.